GGGGCUUUGAUCAACCUGCCCAUAAGAUGUACCCACAAGCUUUGUACGCAGACAUCUCAUGUAUCCACAAAUACACUAAAUAUGCAAAAUCACGCCGGCCCAACACAGCAGCAGCUCCUUCACCAAAGCACCCAUCUCUCUCCCCAACAGCAGCAACACAGCUCAACGAGUCCUUUUGACGAGUCCCAUACCUGCCCACGUCUCUACCCCUCUCAGGUCCAAAAACGAAAACCGACAGGUGUGUCUGGCAGUACAGGUGUGUUUUCGUACGUGCGUGCCCUCAAGGCAGAGCAUGAAUCAAUCACAGCUCUCCAUUCUGCGCCUCCCGCUCCUCAGUUUCCUGUGGCGGAGGCGUGGUGACUCCCUCACAAUCACCGUCGUCGAAGCCGCACUGCUCGACAUUGCAUGGUGCAUCACAUUCACCAUCGCCGCGCCAGCCCUCCCCACACGUCAGCGGACACCCCGACUCGUCAGAUUGGGCUGGCACACACACCGAGAGCAAGCACACAUAUCGACAAACAGGGUCAAGGAUCCACUGCCUGUUUCUCACUAUUGUCGCAAUCACCCCCGUCGUCGUCACACUCCUCUCGCCUGCACGGCUCGUCGCAAGUGCCAUCGCCUGCAUGCGACACGCACACAUCGCACGAGCCAGCAACCCAUACACCCAUCCAUCUGACGUCAACGCAUGUGUGAGAGGCCGCUGGCUUACCGAUCCACUCCCUGAGGCAAUAGUCCUCUCUGUCGUUGGGGUCCCUCCAACACUCUGGCGCGCUGCAUUUGCCGGCAUCAAAACUGCAGUCCUCCUUGUCACAUGCGGGGUCACACACGUCGUUUUGCAGCAUCUCAACUGUACAGAUGAAGAAGGCAGUAGAACAGAACGAACUGUUUCAUUUAUCCAUUGUCUGCUUCCCUCCCCGCUGUGAGUGAUGUGUGCAGUGCAGCCCCUACGUGUGCAUCCCUCAGCGCAGCUCUCGCAGUCUGGCAACAAUGACAGCACGGAGUGGAUAAUUAUUAAGUGAAUCCAGCGGUGUCCAUUCAAUGCGUCACAGCGCUGUCUGUGUGCACUUACCGCCGCAGUCGAAGUUGCAGCUUUCCGUCAGGCAGAGCGUGUCACAAGAGCCAUCGCCGAGCCAGCCAAGAGCGCAGCCCUCCGAACACUCACCCCUGCAGUCGCCCGCGUCCUGGUGGCAUGCAUCCGUAUUGCACUCCGAAUCGCACACAAAGUUUCCUGCAAAGACAUGCUCACACAAACAGAGAGAGGUCUACACGGACGGUGUGAGUACAACGCACCCAGCUUCUCGUCAGGACAAUCGCAGGCACUGUAGUUGAAGGCAAACAGAGGCUUACAUAUGGCUGCAAUCACACGCACACGAGGUGCUUGGGGGUGCGGCGCGUGCCGUGCGGUUCGGUGCAGCUGGCAGCUUACGGUCGCAGUCCAGUCCGUCAAAAUCACAUUGCUCCACGUUGCACGCCUCAUCGCAGCGCCCAUUGUUGAUCAUCGGCGGCUGCUCACCAAAUUCUUUCGGGCUGCAGUCAGGCGCACACCAACCUGCAGAUGACACACGCACAAGAAACCGCAAACAAGUCUCCAACCAUGAUCCCGCUUCUCACACACACCGACCUUCGCAGUCUCCCUUAUCGUUGCCACACGCCUCAACAGCACACGGUCCAUCGCACCACCCGUCCCCGAUCCAGUCGUCCGGACACUCGACCUGCAAAGGCACACAUACAGCGAUGUGGGAUGAGUGCGCGUUGCCGUAUGACGACAGCCUCUUGUGUGAUGUGCCCAUUCGCUCACCGGACAGUCAGGGUAUGGCGAUGAGGCGUUGCGGGCCCCGUCUACCUGUAACCGCCUGCACAAACACACGCAUCCAGGCAUCAUCCAUUUCUCUCGCUCUGAGUGAGAGAUCUCCGACCUUUUUGCUUUCGGCCUGCUCGCACCGGCAACAGCCAGGGCCGCACUCAGAAGCAAGAUGCCGCGACAGAGAGCACGCAUGGGAAGGUUUCAGACGCGAAGAUGGAUUCGCGCACGAGCGCGCAGAGAU
Vitrella brassicaformis is the source of this 2045-nucleotide messenger RNA. NCBI's taxonomy places the organism in Eukaryota, Vitrellaceae. The record is from the annotation of a GenBank genome assembly.